AUGAACGCUAUACAGCAAUUUUGUGAAGAAAAUAACAUCUUACAGGAUUUUCAACAUGGCUUCCGGAGAGGACGUUCCUGCCUCUCAAAUCUGCUAGCUUGUCUGGAAAUCUGGACCAGUGCUCUAGAAGAGGGUUUUGAGGUCGAUGUCGUGUACAUCGAUUUCCGCAAAGCUUUUGACACUGUCCCACACCAACGUAUUCUUCACAAAUUGAUCAACAUCGGCAUCCGGGGAGAUCUUCUGAACUGGAUUAGGGCGUUUCUGGUUGGUCGGAAACAACGUGUCUGUAUCGGGGAUGAUAUGUCAGAAUGGGUGAACGUGACCAGUGGUGUGCCGCAAGGCUCAGUUCUGGGACCAUUGCUCUUCAUCCUUUACGUUAAUGACAGCCUUCAGGAACUCGACUGCGGCAAAAUAAUGUUUGCAGACGACGUUAAGCUCUGGCAAAUCAUUAAGGGUCCGAAUGAUCAAAAGAUCCCUUCAAGAUAA
Molecule: messenger RNA, 486 nt
Organism: Spirometra erinaceieuropaei
Lineage: Eukaryota; Metazoa; Platyhelminthes; Cestoda; Diphyllobothriidea; Diphyllobothriidae
Source: the annotation of a GenBank genome assembly